Molecule: messenger RNA, 1275 nt
Organism: Myotis daubentonii (Daubenton's bat)
Lineage: Eukaryota; Metazoa; Chordata; Mammalia; Chiroptera; Vespertilionidae
Gene: UPK1A
Product: uroplakin 1A
Cellular component (GO): membrane
Source: RefSeq, a predicted model, not a curated record
AUCCCUGCUCAUGUGUCCCAGGCACGACUAUGGCUUCUGCAGCAGCAGAGGCGGAGAAGGGAUCUCCGAUUGUGGUGGGGCUGCUGGUCGUGGGCAACAUCAUUAUUCUGCUAUCGGGCCUGGCCCUGUUUGCUGAGACAGUAUGGGUGACAGCUGACCAGUACCGUGUGUACCCACUGAUGGGUGUCUCAGGCAAGGAUGAUGUCUUCGCUGGUGCCUGGAUCGCCAUCUUCUGUGGCUUCUCCUUCUUCGUUGUGGCGAGCUUUGGUGUGGGUGCAGCGCUCUGCCGCCGACGGUCCAUGAUCCUCACGUACCUGGUGCUCAUGCUCAUCGUCUACAUCUUCGAGUGCGCCUCCUGCAUCACAUCCUACACCCACCGAGACUAUAUGGUGUCCAACCCAUCCCUGAUUACCAAGCAGAUGCUGACAUUCUACAGUGCAGACACAGACCAGGGCCAAGAACUGACUCGCCUCUGGGACCGUAUCAUGAUUGAGCAAGAGUGCUGUGGCACAUCUGGUCCCAUGGACUGGGUGAAUUUUACAUCAACCUUCCGGGAUUCCACCCCAGAGGUGGUGUUUCCCUGGCCCCCACUGUGCUGUCGGCGGACUGGCAACUUCAUUCCCCUCAAUGAAGAAGGCUGCCGCCUGGGCCACAUGGACUACCUGUUCACCAAGGGCUGCUUCGAACACAUUGGCCAUGCCAUCGACAGCUACACGUGGGGCAUCUCGUGGUUUGGGUUUGCCAUCUUGAUGUGGACGCUCCCUGUGAUGCUGAUAGCCAUGUAUUUCUACACCACAUUGUGAGGAACGAGAAGGGAUGGUCACGUGCACACCUUGGCCUCCUCCUGCUCCUGCUCCUGCAUCCUCCAGCUGAAGCUUGGCUGACCGCCUCACUUUUCCCUUUCCACCUCCUCACCCUUCCCUCCUUGUCCUCCCAAGAUCUUUUACCAGGUUUCUGAGCUUUGCUAGGAAUCUGAACCCCCUGGACAUGCGUGCAUGGGCCCUUAGCCCUUAACCUCAUUUCGUUUGGUUGAUUCCUGGCCCAUCUAUCAGUGGCAACUUAAAUUCUUAUCCUUAGAUCUCACCACCCAUUCACAGAUGCCUCCUUCCUGGUGGAUAUUGCCAUUAUUACUGAGCGGAUUGUGAUUAUCUACUGAAGCUCUGGUAGGCUGGGAUUGCUAUGAGAGGAGAGACAUGCUCUGUCAUGGCCAUUUAUUGUCCCCAGCGUUGCCCAGCACUGGUUUGAGCAUAGAUAUUCAAUAAAAACUGUUUGCAU